Messenger RNA from Ricinus communis (castor bean), 688 nucleotides. RefSeq lists its product as uncharacterized. The record is from RefSeq and is a predicted model, not a curated record. The coding region runs from base 62 to 406 and encodes 114 amino acids. Lineage: Eukaryota; Viridiplantae; Streptophyta; Magnoliopsida; Malpighiales; Euphorbiaceae. The transcript is spliced from 3 exons.
AGAAGUUAUAUUGAGCAGUUUCUGUUUUUAUAUUUGAUCAUAAUCAGAGAGAUAUUCAAAGAUGGCGUGGAGAGUAGUAGUUAAAAACGCAAGCAAAGUUUCAAGCUUUACACCACAACAACCCAAUUUAAUUCGUGGCUUCUCCAGAUUCUUCUCUAAAACCCCACCUUACAUUGCAAAAGUCGGAAUUCCGGAGUUCUUAACUGGAAUAGGUAAAGGAGUGGAAGCACAUGCAGCCAAGCUUGAAUCUGAAAUUGGUGACUUUCAUAAACUUCUUGUUACACGGACCUUGAAGCUCAGGAAGCUAGGCAUUCCUUGCCAACAUAGAAAGUUGAUAUUGAACUAUGCCCACAAGUAUAGGGUGGGGCUGUGGAGGCCUAGAGCUGGCCUUAUGAAAGCGAAAUAAGGUAAGACAAAAUGUUCUUGUUUUCUGGAAAACAGUACGGAAUCAGUUUGCUUCAUGAGCCCAUGGUUUUAGAGUGUUUGAUCUCAUGAUAAGUGUAGUCCUUUAUUAGUUUGUCAAAAUUAUAGGAAAUUUAAAGGCCUAUGUUUUGUAGGACACUUUUUCAAAUUAGAUUAAGGAGCAUGUUGAGCAAACUCAUGUUACGUGCGUGCCUAAUGAUUUGAUUAUGUUGAGAUUAUGAUGAUUGACAAAAUAAUUAAAUUGGGAUGCACUAUUUUCUUUUCA